AUGGCUACCCCUAGUGUCCUCGCGUUUGACGCUGAGGGUCGAGCCAUUGACUUUGAGGUCUGGGUCGACGACCUGCAGCUGUUCUUACAGUGCGAUAGGGCAGACGAUCUCUCUCUCUUUGACCUCACCUCUGGCGCCUCUCCUGCCCCAGCUGCUGAUGCUGACCCCACUGUUCGCUCCCAGUGGGCCACGCGAGAUGGUGCUGCACGUCUUGCUGUGCGUCGCCACCUGCCUACCACUGAGCGCGUGCACGUUAGUCAGUACAAGAGUGCUCAGACCUUGUACGACGCUGUAGUUGCGCGCUACUCUUCCCCUGCCACUGCUGCACUGAGCCGCCUCAUGCUACCGUACCUCUUCCCUGUCCUUGCUGCCUUUCCCACAGUCGCAGACCUCAUUACGCACCUCCGCACUAGUGACACUCGCUACCGCGCCGCGCUUCCUGCUAUGGGUGUUCUCCUUCCCCCCUUUUGCCAUCUGUCGCCUCUGCUGCUGCGACCGACCUCGUUGGUCUUGAGUCGGUCGGUGCGGCGUCUGCCCCUAGCGAGAGACGCCGCUCUGGCAAGGGCAAGGGGGGCAAGGGCACGGGUGGAGCUAGCGGGGGCGGUGGAGGUGGCGGUGGAGGCGUCGGAGGGAGUGGGGGUGGCGGUGGGAGUGGUGGCGGGGGUGGAGGUGUCGGUGCCAGCAGUGGAGGCGGAGGCGGCGGAGUCGGCGGCGGUGCUAGCGGAGGCGGCGGUGGUGGCGGAGGUGGAGGAGGCGGUGGUGGAGGAGGUGGCGGUGUUCGGGGUGGCGCUUCGCAGCAGAGCAGCCCUGGUGGUGGUCAGCGCCAGCAGCAGCAGCAGCAGCAGCGUUCUCGGGACAUUCCCCCCCCUCAGCAGCUCCGUGAGUGGUACGCGCAGCGUCAGCGUGGUGGGGGUUUUGGUCCGUGCACCUAUGUCCUUCACUCCGGGUGAGCAGUGUGGGGGUGCCCAUCCCACCCAGCGCUGCUUUGGCCGCCUAACGGACGCUUGGCGUCAGCAGUUCCCGGAGGCCAGUGAGAUCCCCCGCUGGGGAGAGCUUUCUAGGGCAGGCGUAGCUAUCUAUGAUCUUGACUUUGAUGCUAUCCUUGCUGCCAUGUAUGCUGUGACUAUUAGUGAUGAGGGUGACUGUUACUGGUGUUUCCCGCCCAACCCGGGCAUUGGUACUGCUGCUCUAGGUGCUGGUGAGGCUGCUGCUCUAGGUGCCAGUGCGUCUGCGCCCUCAGGUGCUGGUGAUUCUGCGCUCUCAGGUACCACGUCGGCUUGGGCCUCCCUCACCUUCACACUUGACUCAGGGGCUUCUCGCUCCUUCUUUCGAGACCGCACCACACUCACGCCGCUUGGUCGGCCGGUUGCAGUCUCCCUAGCAGACCCCUGUGGAGGUCCUGUCCUCUCUCACUUCUCCACAGUCCUCCCGUGUCGAGCUGCCCCCUCUGGUACCUUGUCUGGUCUUUACCUCCCCUCGUUCUCUACGAACUUGGUGAGUGGUGCUGACCUGCAGCAUACGGGGGUUCACAAGUUUACUCUUGCGAGUCAGCGGGUGACCCACUGCUCGGACGCUCACACAGGCCGGCACCUGGCCACGUUAACGCGUCGGCCGGGGUCGAGCCUCUACACCCUGACCUCUAGGUCUCCUCCUGUCCCUGCGUCUAGCCAGAUAGCUGCGUCGGGUCAGGUGUUUGCUGCAGCGUCCAGGUCUGGUCCUGAGUCUGCCCCCUGCUCGUGUCGCCUCCUGUCUCACGAGACUCUCUUGUGGCACCACCGUCUUGGUCACCCCUCCCUUCCUUGUCUCCGAGGCAUGGCUUCCCGUGUCCUUGUCUCUGGUCACCCCUGGUCCCUCCCUCCCCUUCCUCCAGGGCCUGGUCCUUCCUGUGUUCCCUGUGUCGAGGGGCGGCUCCGGGCUGCCCCUCACUCCUCUCAGUUUCCCCCGACAGAGGCCCCGCUGCAGACGCUUCACAUGGACGUGUGGGGCCCGCCCCGCGUCCGUGGACAGGGUCACGAGUGCUACUUCCUGCUGGUGGUUGACGACUACUCGCGUUACACCACAGUCUUCCCCUUGCGCAGCAAGGGUGAUGUCACUGAGGUGUUGAUCGUCUGGAUCCGCGCAGCUCGUCUCCACCUCAGGAGGAGCUUCGGCUCGGACUUUCCUGUUCCGCGUCUGCACUCUGACCGAGGCGGAGAGUUCUCCUCUAGCCUUCUGCGAGCCUACUGCCGUGCGCGAGGCAUCCGCCAGACCUUUACACUUCCGGACUCUCAACAGCAAAAUGGGAUUGCUGAGCGCCGCAUUGGCAUGGUCAUGGACGUCGCUCGUACGUCCAUGAUGCAUGCGGCUGCCCCGCAUUUUCUGUGGCCGUUUGCGGUUCGGUACGCGGCGCAUCAGAUCAACCUUCACCCCAGGGUCUCCAUGCCGGAGACCUCCCCAGCUCUGCUAUGGACGGGGAAGGUAGGCGAUGCGUCUGCGUUCCAUGUCUGGGGAUCUCGGGCGUUUGUCCGCGACUUGUCUGUGGACAAACUGUCUCCUCGUGCUGCUCCUUGUGUCUUCCUUGGCUUCCCCCCUGACGCACCAGGGUGGCAGUUCUACAACCCCUCCUCUCGUUGUGUUCUGUCCUCCCAAGACGUCACGUUUGACGAGUCGGUCCCCUACUACCGUGUGUCCCAGGUAGACGCUGUCGAGCCGGUCGAGGUUGCUGGUGACUCUGGUGCUGCUGCGGGUGCUGAGCCUGGGGGUGCUGACUCAGGGGGUGCUGCGCGAGUGGGUGCUGAGCCUGGGGGAACUGAGCCUUGGGGUGCUACGACUGAGGGUGCUGAGCCUGGGGGUCCUUCGCCUGGGGGUGCUGCGUCUGGAGCUGCUGCGCCUGGGGGUGCUGCGUCUGGAGCUGCUGAGCCUGGGGGUGCUGCGUCUCGAGCUACUGAGCCUGGGGGUACUGCGUCUAGAGCUGCUGAGCCUGGGGGUGCGGAGCCCGCGGCCGCUGGACCUGCUCGUGUGGCGUCUGGCGGUGCUAGGCCUGGUGGUUCUCCGGGUGCUUCGUCUCGGCGAGAGCCACUCUCUCCACAGGAGCUGCGCGAGUGGUUUGCCCGGCGCUGGAGGCGUACUGCUGGAGCUGGUGCUUCUUCGGCUGCUGAGGGUGCUGGUGUCGGCGGUAUCGAAGGUGCUAGCCUUGGGAGUGCUGGAGCUGCUAGGCCUGCGAGUGUGACUGGAGUCGGAGCUGCUGAGGGUGUUGGCGCUGAGGCUACUGCUGUCAGUCCUAGCGGCGGUCCUGCUGCGGGUGCUGCUGGUGCUGCUGGAGUUACUGGAGCUGGAGGUGCUGUUGGCGUUGGUGCUGCCAUUGGGGGUGCUGGUGCUGUCCCUGCUGUGUCUGGAGUCGCCGCGUGGCCUCGGCCGUACUUUGUUCCGCUCCUUCAGCAGGUUCUUGGUCUUCCUCCUCCCUUAGAGUGUCCACCGCCUGUCCAGUCGCAGUCACAGUUACCGCCGGCCUCCCCACUGCCUGCUCCUUCUCCCUACACUGGUCCUACUGGAGGUCUUGCUGAGCGUCGUGAGCCUGCGUCUCGUCUUGCGUCGUCGGUUCGUGCUGCUCGCGCUAGUGGUCGCGGUUCGCGUCAGCGUCCUCCUCCUGUCCCUGGCACGCACCGGAUGUCUCUGCGUCAGUCCACUGCUCCUCUGCGUGCCCCUUUGCCUUCUCCUCCUGAGUCCUCUCUUCCUGCCCUUGCCGACCCGGAGUCGGACUCUCUUCGUGCUGCCAGUCCUACUGUCACGCGUCUCCUUGGUACUGUCGUCACUGACCCCUCUUUUGAGUCCACUGCUGCGUCUGCUCUUGUUGCUGAGCUCGUCGACUUUGCUGCUCGCUGUCGUCUAGACUACGCUGCUAGUCUCGUUGCUGAGUCUGCGUCUGUCUGUCCUCCGUCUGUCGGGGGUGAGUCUGCUCUUGGCACGGACGUCCUUGAGGACAGGCAGGAGGAGUUCCAGUGUCUGGCUGCUGCUUCACCUCAUCUCGUGUCCGUACUGCUUACCCCUGAGGGAGACCCGGAUGCACUUGACAUCCCGACUCCGCGCUCUUACGCGGAGGCCGUAGAGGGUCCCUACUCCUCUCAGUGGCAGGCAGCUAUGGAUGCAGAGAUGGCUUCCUGGAAGUCCACAGGCACCUACGUUGACGCGGUUCCCCCACCUGGGGCGAACAUCGUCAGUGGCAUGUGGAUUUUCAGGGUGAAGCGGCCGCCGGGUUCUCCGCCUGUCUUCAAGGCGCGGUACCUGGCUCGUGGCUUCAGUCAGCGGCAGGGAGUUGACUACUUUCAGACCUUCUCUCCCACCUCGAAGAUGACCACUCUUCGGGUGCUGCUACACAUAGCCGCUCAGCGUGACUACGAGCUUUACUCCCUUGACUUCAGCACUGCUUUCCUGCAGGGUAGCUUGAACGAGGAGAUCUGGCUGCGCCGUCCACCUGGCUUCACUGGGACUUUCCCUCCUGGCACCCAGUGGAGCCUCCGACGGCCAGUCUACGGUCUCCGCCAGGCACCGCGCGAGUGGCACAACACACUGAGGACUACGCUUGCGGCUCUUGGGUUUGCUCCCUCUACUGCUGACCCGUCGCUGUUUCUACGCACCGACACCUCGUUGCCGCCGUUCUACAUCCUCGUGUACGUCGACGACUUGGUCUUUGCCACUGCUGACACUGCUGGACUCGCCCACGUGAAGUCGGAGCUGCAGAAGAGACACACGUGCACAGACCUGGGUGAACUGCGCAGCUACCUUGGCUUGCAGAUCACCCGGGACAGAGCACGCCACACAAUUACCCUGACUCAGUCACACAUGGUGCAGCAGGUCCUUCAGUGCUUCGGCUUCACGUACUCCUCGCCUCAGGCCACUCCUCUGCCUACUCGCCACUCGCUCUCAGCUCUGCCUUCGGAUGAGUCCGUAGAGUCGAGUGGCCCGUACCCAGAGCUUGUUGGCUGCCUCAUGUACCUGAUGACCUGCACACGACCUGACCUUGCAUACCCUCUUAGCAUUCUUGCACGCUAUGUUGCUCCUGGGAGACACAGACCAGAGUACAAGGCUGCAGCGAAGAGGGUGUUGCGCUACUUGUGCAGUACGUCGGACAUGGGGCUAGUGCUUGGAGGGCAGAGUCCAGUGGUCCUCACUGGGCACGCGGACGCUUCUUGGGCUGACGACCAGGCUACGCAGCGGUCGUCACAGGGUUACACCUUCAGCCUUGGUUCUGGCUCUGUUUCGUGGCGGGCUACUCGCUCGUCUUCUGUUCUCGGCUCCUGUUGUGAGGCCGAGAUCUACGCCGGGGCCAUGGCUGCACAGGAGCUUUGCUGGCUCACCUACCUGCUGACCGACCUUGGAGAGCCGCCUCGUUCUCCUCCAGUUGUGUACGUAGACAACAAGGCGAUACUGGCCUUGUGUCGAGAGCAAAGACUGGAGCACAGAACAAAGCACAUUGCUCUUCGCUACUUCCUUGCUCGUGAGCUACAGCAGCGUGGUCAGUUGCGGCUUGCGUACGUGGCCUCUGAGGCCAACACUGCUGAUGUUUUCACCAAGGCACUUGCGCCUUGUGAUCAUCAGCGCUUCUGUAGUCAGCUUGGUCUUGUGCCUGUCUUGCCUCACUUGCUCACUUCUUGA
Closterium sp. NIES-65 is the source of this 5631-nucleotide messenger RNA. Lineage: Eukaryota; Viridiplantae; Streptophyta; Zygnematophyceae; Desmidiales; Closteriaceae. The record is from the annotation of a GenBank genome assembly.